This is a messenger RNA of Nestor notabilis (Kea), 739 nucleotides long. It is a transcript of the gene RNF126, whose product is annotated as ring finger protein 126. The transcript has 5 exons. Lineage: Eukaryota; Metazoa; Chordata; Aves; Psittaciformes; Psittacidae. Gene Ontology annotation, cellular component: cytoplasm; nucleoplasm. Gene Ontology annotation, molecular function: ubiquitin protein ligase activity. Gene Ontology annotation, biological process: positive regulation of DNA-templated transcription; protein ubiquitination; ubiquitin-dependent protein catabolic process. The record is from RefSeq and is a predicted model, not a curated record. The annotation marks the transcript as partial.
AAUUAUCCAGCAGCUGGUCAAUGGAAUUAUUGCACCUACAACAAUACCAAACCUAGGACUAGGUCCUUGGGGGGUCUUGCAUUCAAACCCGAUGGACUAUGCGUGGGGUGCCAACGGCUUGGAUGCCAUUAUUACACAGUUACUAAAUCAGUUUGAAAACACUGGACCGCCACCAGCGGACAAAGAGAAGAUCCAGGCCCUCCCCACCAUACAGAUUGCACAGGAACACGUAGAUUCUGGGUUAGAGUGUCCCGUGUGUAAAGAGGACUACACAGUCGGGGAGAGCGUCCGACAGUUACCAUGCAAUCACCUAUUCCACAACAGCUGCAUAGUCCCGUGGCUGGAGCAGCACGACACGUGUCCUGUGUGCCGGAAAAGCCUAAGUGGACAAAACACUGCCACAAACCCCCCAGGACUCACAGGGAUGAACUUCUCCUCCUCUUCCUCCUCCUCUUCCUCCAGCUCACCAAGUAACGAAAACUCAUCAAACAACUCAUGAACCUUCCUCCAAACUCCCUGUCCCUGGGGCCCUUUGUCCUUCCCCCCUCCCCAGCCAUCGACCAGGGCUUCCAGAGCAGAGCGAGGGGCGGGUGGACGGGGGGAGGCAAUGCCCCAGGUUCCCUUUUCAGUUCCGAAGACACGGAGACUCUGGCUCCUUCAGAGACGAGAAGCCUCAAGUCCUGUGAUGGGGGGAAAGAGCUCUGUCAGUUAAUAAACCAUCCCUUUGGUGCGUGGACUU